AUGACGAGAACGAGACUUCAACAAAAAGGGCUCACAGACGGCCUAUCUCAGAACGGCCACUAUACACAGAAGGAACCCAAGAGAACUGGCCAGCUGUAUCGCCGAAACUUUCCACCAACCUUUUGGGACAGCCUGUCCAGAGUUCCUCUCACGCGCCGUGCCCUAGGGGAACUCGACCGGCGGAACAGCAUUCGGGGUGCACCAGGACCGGCGGAACUUACAGCAUCCACGGCCGAUCUCGUUCGGUUUGCACGACACGGCGGCGCAGAUCUUCGCCAUCUGCGAGGAGUAUGGCUACAAGGCCUCUUGGCAAAAGACAAAAGAGGCACUGACGUUGGCUUAGUUUCCUGCACUGAGAAGAACGGACCGGAACAUGACUUCCCACCGCCCUGCAUCUUCCAGUCGCCGAGACACGCAGACAGGGUCGACAGAGGCAGCAGAAGUUUCUUCUACAACCAAACGGAGCUCGGCGUACGAUCCUGCUUUCCAGCAGCAUAUGAUUGA
Molecule: messenger RNA, 504 nt
Organism: Grosmannia clavigera kw1407
Lineage: Eukaryota; Fungi; Ascomycota; Sordariomycetes; Ophiostomatales; Ophiostomataceae
Exons: 1
Coding region: 1-504 (167 amino acids)
Source: RefSeq, a predicted model, not a curated record